CGUGGCAUCCUGCACUGGAAGAGCCGGGCAGGCAAGCCCGGAGCCGCCCUGGACUUCACCAGGCAGCUGGGCCAUUUCUUUGUGGAUCACCCGGAAGAUGCGUUUGGUUCCCUGGGGCAGCUGCUGCACAAGAACUUCUACCUGGGCAACUCCAAGCUGAGGAGACCGGCCCGGGAGAGCACCAUCCGGAUGACAGCUCUAAUGGAGGAUAUGGACCGUCUGGAGGCCAGGCGCGGGUGCCCUCACCAACGCCUCGUCUCCCGCCUGCGCUGGUUCUCCCACCUCUGCCGUGACUGGCUCUUCGAGGUGCCGCUGGGGCUGCUGGCGGACUGUGUGCACGAGGAGCUGCUGCUGCAGUGGGCCAGUCUGCUCUUUGAUGACAGCCCCACAGGGGGGGCGCUGGCCUGGCUGCCCCCCAAAGACACGGGGGCACACAUGGGCCGCCUGGUGUACCCCAGAGGGCAGGCCAUGAACCACCUCUAUUUCCAGGAUGUGGUGGUGAAGGAGCUGCCCCAUGCCCGGGGCUCCCCAGCACAAUUUGAGCUCAGUGGGCGCAUUCGGCAAGUGGCUGCUGCCCGGGUGGACGGGGAAGAUUUCGUCGGUGUCCGCUCGGACUAUCACUGCGGUGCUUGGAAGGUGCCAGCCAGGAUGGGGGCAGCCCCUACCCCGCUGCAGGUCAUCUGCACCAGCGUGCCUGCCUCCUGCCUCACUGUCAGCCCUCACCUCCCCGGCGAGCUGGCUGUCUGCACACAGAGCGGAUCUGUCUACCUCUGGAGCGUUGAGACAGGGCUGCAGCGGCUUCGCCACGACGCCCAGACUAUGUUUUUUCGGGACCAUUCACCCUGGCGCUGGAGCGACUUCACCGCCCACCCGCGGGUGCUGAGCUGCGCUGACCGCACUGGCCUGCAGUGCCUGGACAGCCGGGCCCCUGAGAGAUGCCACUUCGACUUGUUCAAGGUGGGCGAGGAAGCCGGCUGCCAGCAGGGCGAGCGUGUGGUGCUGCCCAUGUACCUGGGCAGGGCUCACCCCUCCCAGCACCUCAUCACCACCCAGUUCUCAGUGUACGUGAUGGACGAGCGGUUGCCGCUGGUGCCGGUGCUGAAGUGGGCGCACAUGAUGAAGGCUCCCCCCAUCUUUGCCCACCUGACACCGGGUGGACCCGGGAGGAGCCAUAAGGUGCUACUCGGCGCAUCCCGCACCCAGGAGAUGUUGCUGCUGCAAUACCGGGGUGAGAAGCAGGGGGGCAGACGGUCCACCUGUCAACUGGCAGGGCCUCCACAGAAGCUGCACAGCAUCACUAGCUGCCUGCAGCACCUGCCCACCCAGCUCCCGCACCGCCACCGCCUGCUCCAGCAGCGCCUCGGUGUCCCAGCUGCCGGGCUAGCUGCUGCGCUGCAGGAGGACGGGCUGCAGGAGUCCUUGCUGGUUUUUCAGCUCUCUGAGGCUGGGGAUGUCUUCUGCCAGAGGCUGACCCACAGGGCAGUGCAAGCCUCUGCUCUGGGGGAUGAGCCUGCGGCAGCCCCUGGCUCUUCCCCCCUCUUUGAGGCUCCAGUUAGCAGCCCACCAGGCUUGGGCAGCAAGGAAGAAGAGGAGGAGGAAGAAGAGCAAACCUUCUAUUUGUCCAACCUGGAGGUGAUUAUCAGUGAGGAGGAAGAGGAGGAGGAGAAUGUGGGCAUACCAGCAGUCCCAGAAGAAGCUGAACUGCCCCAGGAGC
This is a messenger RNA of Pterocles gutturalis (yellow-throated sandgrouse), 1714 nucleotides long. It is a transcript of the gene TAF1C, whose product is annotated as TATA box binding protein (TBP)-associated factor, RNA polymerase I, C, 110kDa. Gene Ontology annotation, biological process: transcription by RNA polymerase I. Lineage: Eukaryota; Metazoa; Chordata; Aves; Pterocliformes; Pteroclidae. The record is from RefSeq and is a predicted model, not a curated record. Gene Ontology annotation, cellular component: fibrillar center. Gene Ontology annotation, molecular function: RNA polymerase I core promoter sequence-specific DNA binding; protein binding.